Messenger RNA from Fusarium fujikuroi IMI 58289, 873 nucleotides. RefSeq lists its product as uncharacterized. The transcript has 7 exons. The record is from RefSeq and is a predicted model, not a curated record. Bases 1 to 873 code for a protein of 290 amino acids. NCBI's taxonomy places the organism in Eukaryota, Fungi, Ascomycota, Sordariomycetes, Hypocreales, Nectriaceae.
AUGGCGGGAGAUGACUUGUCAGGGACAUUGCUUGCAUCAUCGAUAACGGUCAUUUCUCUUACUACGGUGUUUAUUGGUACUCGCUUAUGGAUCAGAUCCAGCCUGAAGACGAUUGGCACAGAUGACUACUUGAAUACAGCAGCAUGUGCAUUCUUGACAGGACUCUGUAUAUGCACAAUUCUCUCUGCGAAAUUUGUGUUCAACAUUUGUAGCGACCUGUUCCUCUUUAUCCAACCUAUUCCUGCCAUGUGGAGGUUGCAUCUUCCUGUGGCAAAGAGGCUGGGCUUGAUUGCCAUGUUAUCCCUUGGUUUAUUGGUUUGCGCCACUUCGAUUAUUCGCAUCAAUUUUGUCACUCGAAUUGGAGCUGAUGCUACUUAUGAAUUUGCCGAUCCCAUGAUAUGGUCUCAAGUUGAGUUGGCCUCUCUCGUCGUAUGUUCCACAAUCCCGUGUCUUCGCCAGGUCAUUCAAAAGGUCCCAUGGCUCAACCAUGCCUUGGGACUCUCGAGUUGCCGAAGAAGUUCGAAUAACUGCUAUGGAUGGAGCGGCUCCAAGAAGACAGGAGGAUCUAUCCCGCUCAGAAGCUACAACCAGAACCAUAAGGAUAGCUACCUACCGAGCAAGUCAAAAGGCAACACCAAGUAUGGAUUGACAAGUCACGCUAUUGGCGGCGCACAUACCAAGAAUGAUCGCACGGAGGAAAUUUUCCCACACAAUACCGACGGCAAUGGUGCUAUUUUGGUUACUCACGAGAUGGCUCAAGAUGUCGAGUCACAUAAUUCCUCAGCAGCACCUUCGAUAGCACAUGUCGAUGGCUGCGAAAAAGGAGAUAAUAAGGGGACGUCGAAAGCGGACCGGGCUAUCGAUAGUUACUAA